This is a messenger RNA of Colletotrichum truncatum, 2379 nucleotides long. The record is from RefSeq and is a predicted model, not a curated record. NCBI's taxonomy places the organism in Eukaryota, Fungi, Ascomycota, Sordariomycetes, Glomerellales, Glomerellaceae.
AUGGAUUCCGCGAAGCAGGCCGUCGAUUCCGUCACCGAAGGCGUCAAGAAGGUCGCCCUCGGCGGUUCUAACAAAGACAAAGCCCCCAAGAAGGAGAAGAAGGUCAAGGACACCGGCGAUGCUUCGGCGGGGCCUCUCGAGCUCAACCCCCCUCCCGAGUUCCUGCAGAAGCGCCUGGAUCUGUUCGACAAGUUGAAGAAGGAGUAUGAUGAAGAGAUUGCCAAGAGACCGCGUGAGCCUAUUACUAUCACUAUGCCAGACGGCUCCGUCCGUGAAGGCACGAGCUACGAGACCACUCCCGGUGAGAUCGCUAAGAGCAUCUCCAACAGCCUAUACAAGCGAACCGUUGUGGCAAGACUAAAUGGGGACGAGAGCCAACUUUGGGAUUUGGACCGACCCUUGGAGAAGAGUUGCAAGCUGGAACUGUUGUCUUUCGAGGAUGAGCAGGGCAAGCAAGUUUUCUGGCAUAGUUCAGCUCACAUUCUCGGCGAGGCGUGCGAGAGGCGAUUCGGAUGUUCUCUCUGCAUCGGACCUCCUGUCGACAAUGGCUUCUACUAUGAGAUGGCUCUUCCUGGAGGCGCUGCUGUGCAGGCUAGUGACUGGAAGCCUCUGGAGUCUCUUGUGGGAUCGAUCGUCAAAGAGAAGCAGAAGUUCGAGCGUCUUGAGAUGACCAAAGACCAGCUCUUGGAGAUGUUCAGCUACAACAAGUACAAGCAGCACAUCAUCAAUGAUAAGAUCCCUGAUGGCACAAAGACCACUGUCUACCGAAACGGUCCGCUCAUCGAUCUUUGCCGUGGGCCUCAUGUCCCCAGCACCGACCGCAUCGAGGCUUUCAGCAUUAUGAAGAAUAGCGCCUCUUAUUUCCUUGGCUCGCAGGAGAAUGAUUCUCUUCAGCGCGUUUACGGCGUUAGUUUUCCUAGCAAAAAGGAGUUGGCCGCACACAAGAAGUGGCUUGAAGAGGCAGCAGCUCGUGACCAUCGCAAGAUCGGCCAGGAUCAGCAGCUUUUCUUCUUCCACGAGCUCUCUCCUGGCAGUGCGAUGUGGCUGCCUCAUGGCGCCCGUAUCUACAACACUCUGCUGGCGUACAUCAAGGAGCAAUACUUCAAGCGUGACUACCACGAAGUAAUCUCGCCCAAUAUGUACAACGCAGACCUCUGGAAGAUAAGCGGACACUGGGACCAUUACAAGGAUGACAUGUUUGUUCUCGAUGUCGACAAAGAGAAAUUCGGUCUCAAGCCGAUGAACUGCCCUGGCCACUGUCUCAUGUUCGCACACACACCCAAGGCCUAUCACCAGCUGCCCUGGCGAGUUGCUGAUUUUGGAGUACUUCAUCGUAAUGAGGCGAGUGGUGCCUUGUCUGGCCUAACCCGUGUUCGCAGAUUCCAGCAGGAUGACGCACACAUCUUCUGCAGAGAAGAUCAAAUCAAGCAGGAGAUCAGUGGCUUGUUUGAUUUCCUCCGUGAGAUGUAUGGUCUUUUAGGAUUCACUUUCAAGCUCAGGCUCUCCACUCGUCCGGAGAAGUACAUGGGCGAACUUGAGACCUGGGACCGAGCAGAAGGCAUGCUCAAGCAGGCGUUAGACGAGUUUGCAACCACGGAUGGCGGUGUGCCAUGGACUUUGAACGAAGGCGACGGCGCCUUCUAUGGUCCCAAAAUUGACAUCAAAAUCAUGGAUGUCUUGAACCGAGAAUGGCAAUGUGCUACCAUCCAGCUCGACUUUCAGCUUCCCCAGAACUUUGGGCUUGAAUACGUCUCGGCCGAUACCCCGACCAAGGCUAAGGAAGACGAAGCUGCUCCCGUCCCCAAGGUUCCUGAGUUCAAGGCAAAGGAUCCUCAAGCUAUUAUCGAUUCCGCGACCGGCACUGGCGAGGAUGACAAAAAGAAGCGAGUGGUUAAGCCUUUGACCACUGGAUGCCAGCGCCCUGUGAUCAUUCACCGUGCUAUGGCAGGAUCAAUUGAAAGAUUUACCGGCAUUCUCAUUGAACACUUCGGUGGCAAGUGGCCUUUCUGGCUUAGCCCGAGGCAGAUUAUGGUCAUUCCAGUUGGCAAGGGAUUCGUCGAGUAUGCUGAAGAGGUUCAGUCCAUCUUCAAGAAGCAUGGCAUGUGGUGUGAUGUCGACUUGUCAGGAAACACCCUGCCUAAGAAGAUUCGUAGCGCUCAGCUGAGCCAAUACAAUUUUAUCUUCGUUGUGGGCGAUGAAGAGAUGAAGGGUCGACAAGUCAACGUCCGUUACCGUGAUGACACCUCCAGCCAGGAUCGUGGCAAGCCGGUGCCAUUAGACGAGGCCAUUGAGAAGCUCAAGAAGCUUCGCGAGGAGCGCGGCACCUACAACCCUUUCCCGGCCAGUGCUAAGCUCGCGGUUAAGGAAGACAAGGCAUGA